AGCCAGUAGAACUACAUUUCCCAGGAAUCCGUUUUCUAUGGUCUGUCUCCUUGUUGCUUCAGGACUGGAGCCUUCUUAGGCUCACUGGAUAAGGACUCCAAAAGUGCGAAGUGACUAGAUGGGCGCCAAGGUGACGGACAGCUAGGGAACGGAGAGUGGCCCCGUGAUUAGGAAUGCCUGCGCAAAUACUGAGACCGGAGAUGAUGGAUGAAGAUCAGUUAAUGAAAGAAGUCUUGGAUAAGUUUGUUAAUUGUCCCGAGCAAACAUACGAAGAGUUUCUGAGCACUUUUACUCAUCUUUCAAAAGAGGAUAAUGUGGCCAAAGGGGGAGCACAUGGAACUGAUUCAUCAGGAAAUAUAUUUACUGCUGAAACAUUGACCCAUAAAAAUGAGUCAAAUGGUCAUCAUUUUAGAAAUACAGCCGUCUUUCCUCAUACUUCAUCCGAAUGCUCAGAAGAUGAGCAGAUAGUGAUUGAUGAAGGCCAGCAAGUUGGCAGCUUCCUUCAAGGUGAUAUGACCCGGGCUGGAAAGGUGAAGGUGGACAACUUCCUAGACUUAGAAGAUUUGGACAUGGAGGAGAGUGAGCCCCAGAUGAACAAGGAUUGGCUGCUCCUCCCAGGUGAAGUGGAACAGGCUAUAAGUACCAGUGUUCCUGCUUAUGUUCCUUCUGUGGACCUGCCUCUCACCUCUGAGGUGAAGCGGAAGCCCGCCAUGGGAAGAACUCCGAAGCACACAGAAGAGAUAUUUGGAGAUGAAGUGCAACCCUUCUUUCUCGAUGAAGAAUUUGAUUAUGACAACGUGACUCUCACUCCCAAGUUCACUGCUGGAGAGUUAGCAACCAUCCAAGAGCGGGCCAAGCAGAAGAGAAUGGAUACCAAUACAGACUUUUGUGAGCCCCAUGACUGAGUCAAUAGAUGUCUUUGUAUUUAGUUUUAUUUUGUUCAUACUCAACCAACAUUAGAAUAAAGCAUACACCAACUGA
This is a messenger RNA of Peromyscus maniculatus bairdii (prairie deer mouse), 981 nucleotides long. It is a transcript of the gene Iftap, whose product is annotated as intraflagellar transport associated protein. Gene Ontology annotation, molecular function: intraciliary transport particle A binding. NCBI's taxonomy places the organism in Eukaryota, Metazoa, Chordata, Mammalia, Rodentia, Cricetidae. The record is from RefSeq and is a predicted model, not a curated record. Gene Ontology annotation, biological process: spermatogenesis; acrosome reaction. Gene Ontology annotation, cellular component: cytosol; 9+0 non-motile cilium.